Chlamydomonas reinhardtii is the source of this 3111-nucleotide messenger RNA. RefSeq lists its product as uncharacterized. The transcript has a single exon. Lineage: Eukaryota; Viridiplantae; Chlorophyta; Chlorophyceae; Chlamydomonadales; Chlamydomonadaceae. The coding region runs from base 361 to 561 and encodes 66 amino acids. The record is from RefSeq and is a predicted model, not a curated record.
GCCUAGACGAAGCCAUUGCGAGUGACGUGGCCUGUGUGGGGCGUCCGGAGCGGGCGCGAGUGGGUUGCAAGCAGAAGUGGAUGCGGAUCUGAGCUGAGCCUGAGGGGGAUGUGGUGGUGGGGACAGGCGUGAUGCGUAAGCCGUUGCUGGGGUGAUGCGAAGGCACUAAAGACGUGUGUGUGCGUGUGUGUUGUGUCGCCGACUCGGCGGCUUUCAAACCUGUCUCGCUCUUAUUGAGUGCACACGCACACGCGAGAUGCAUGCUCAUAACGCACGUGCACAUGCAGUAUGACGCAGGCACACGAUAACUGCCGAACCCACAAAACGGCAUUUGUAUGGAUUUCUCUCAAAGGUCCAUAAAUGGUGGUUGCGGUGGUUGCGGUGGUGGUGGUGCUGGCAUGCAAUACAAACACGUACGGCAUGGCGAGGCUGCACAAAAGAUUCAUUCACCGAAUGAGGCACCCACGGCUCAUCGUCGUUUUCCCUAUGUCCAUUCCGGCCCUCCCCCGCAGCCCGUUUCUUUGCUUUUUUUUGACGGGUGUGCUCCGCUUGUUCCGUUAAUGCGGGAGGAGGGCGCGCCGGAUGCUUUACUAAUACAAGCACACAACUGACGUGCGCGCAGGCAGCAAUGUCGCAUGUGCCAUGGGUGCAGGUGUUUCCCCAGGCUGAUUGUUGCUGUUCCUAGUUUGCCCUACUGUAGAUGGCACGUGUUUUGCGGCUAGGAGCUUACCGACGCAUGCAGAUCGCAGCCAUGCCCGGGCGGCGUCGCCCGGGCCUGGUUUUGCGCACACCCACCGUACGAGAUCCCUUUUCUUUUCUGUUUGUUCUGAUAACAAUGAGAUGCGGCUGCCAUUAUAAUGGGGACAUGUGAUGUUGAUGAGGGGGCCAUGCGACAUUGCGGAUGAGGGUUGCCGUCGCGGCGACGCACACCUGCGCGCACGCACGCUAGCGAUGCCAGACUAAGGCGGAGGUUAUACAAUGCUGGUAUCGCUGUUUGGGGGGUGGAACUUGAGACUGGGAGGAUAGUACCAAGACCAGCAACAGCAACGACACGUUUCCUAAUGACAGAGUGAAGGCCGCCAGCGGCAUGUGGUAAUAUAGAUGGGGGGGAGUCGUGCGCGUGUUGUGUGUGGAUGUGUGGGUGUGUGGGGUGUGUGUGGGUGUUUGUGUGUGAGCAUGUGUGUCCGGCACUGCUAAAGCUUAAAGACUGGAACUUAAAAAGUCGCGGAGGCGGUUUGGGCCCCACAGCGGCGUGCGAGGCUGCACGCGCGUCGCGCGCAACUCCCGUCUGGAGCCGGAGAGCCGGGAGCGGGUUGAAGUCCGCAACGCACACAUGUGCGGGCGCGUGUGCGGGCGCGUGUGGGGACGCCGCGUGCUUGCAUGGAUCCCAAUUGCUGACGCGGGACUUGAGCACUGUCCCGGAAGGUGCCAGGCAGGCACCCGCUUUGCCGCCCACGCACGAGCAUUGGCAUGGAUCGAGUUACUGCACACACACUCUCUCACGAUUAUCUUUUGCGCUUUCUUGUCGAGCUGCAGUGGCAGUAGUAGUGCUGGUAAUAGUAGUGUUAGCAGCAGCAGCAGCACGGCCGCUGUGGCUUGCGCUAAACAUGGAAACGGAUCAAUCUGGAGAAGCCGGCGGAAGUUGCAUGCUGUGCAAACGCAAAUGGUGUGGCGAGGUUUCGAGGUCGUGCAGUGUUUCUACAGUGUGCGCUUCGACAUGCCCGCCUGGCUUGCAUUGGAAAUAAAACGGUGCUUGUGUCUGUGUGGGGCUGUGCUUGUGUGCAUUUGGCUGAGGACGGGGCGGCUGCGUUUCGCGGUGUCUGGUUUGCGGCGCGGCUGCCGACGCGGGUGCGGCCGGCUCAAAAAUGAGUGCGCGGGGGCGGCGGCGGUUGCGGUUGUGGUUGCGGCGGCAUCGCAACUGCCAUAGAGGCGCCGGCGAGGCCCGGCGUGACGCUCCGAGGAGCCCGGCGUGUGCCACGUGCGCGCAAUACAUUACGAUUUGUCGUCGCAGGUGUGCGGCCAGAGUUUCGACUUGGAGCCUGCGAGAUGGCGAAGGUGGCUGCGGGUGCGUCGCAGCAAUAAUGCUGGGGAAAAUGCUAAAAUUUCGACAGAAUCCUUAAAGAAUACGGUACGUCACAAUUGCUAGGUUGCAUGUGGGGGUUUACGUAGUGCAGUAUUGUGCAUCGGGGCUCGAUGCAGAGCCGUGCUCUAGACUUUGCAAUCUCUGCAAUCCUGAUAAUGCGGAGAAAAUGGCGUUUUGGAAGGAGGCGAGUGUGCAUGUGCGUGUCAGCGUGUGCGCAGACCUAGGCCGACAAUGGGGGCGGCAGCAGCCGUAACACGGUAGAGCAAGUUGGGAGGUGCUUGGACCCCAAUCCGGGCCCCCGGUUGCGAAACGUUGUUUCUUCACUUAAUUGCGCGCGCCAUCAUGCCCUCCUGCACGGUUGCAGUGCAAUGCCUUCAAAGAUCUCUUAGAUUGGUUGUUCGGGUGUAGUAAUUUGCAAAGCAUGGGGAGGGAAGUGCACUGAAGCGGGGAAGUGCCACCGGAGCUGCAACAGCAGGACAUGGCCAGGCGUGCGCCUGUGUGUGCGCACAGCUGCGUGCGUCCAUCUGAGAGCGUGUGGGUUACCGUUGCCCCUAAUGCCCGGGCGGACGAGAGGAGUAUUGAGGGGAGCUGGAAGGGGGACGUUGGACUGCCCGGUACGGGAACGCGCCCGAAGGGUAUGGGGCACGUGAGGGGCACGAUUUGGGUCGCUGGGAGGGGUGCAUGGCUAGCAGCUACUGCUCCGUUCGGGCGGAGGGCAUGAUUUUGAUGAAUGGGAGGGAGGGAGGGAGGCCGAGGCGCCCUCUGGUGCGGGCGUGUGUGCGCGAUUGCGAUCAUGGGCGCCGUAGCUGAGCGCAGCCGCGUUGCGACUGCGGCUUGAUGCGCGGCAUAGGUCGUGUUUGCGGUGGUGGCUUGGGCAGGGGGGGUGGAGGGGCAGGGGCAGGGGGAUGCUCGUGACACGCGCAACGCGGCGGCAGGUGCAGCCGGGUCAACACCGGAAUGACGGCGAGGGCGAGGGCGAGGUCGCGCGCAUUAGGAGCGUGUCCGCCAGUCUGUAAAGGUUGUCACAA